AUGUCAUCGAACACCAAGCGAGCAGAAGACGCCCGCCAGCGAGGGAACGAGCUUUACAGAGCUGCCAUCAAAGCCUACAAACUAGCUGCAACAUUCGAUUCCUCGGACCCCGCACCCUUAUCCAAUUUGUCCGCCGCCACUUUUGAGACAGGAGAGUACGAGAAAAGCAUACAGUAUUCUACUGAGGCUCUAGCUCUGCUGGAGCAAGAGGCCGACGAUGAUCCUCGAAAGCAAAAGUUGCUCACUCGCCUCACCAAAGCCAAGCGAUACCACUGCGAGCCCGACGACUCUAUCGCCAAGGAGUCACUUCGGAAGACUGUUUUUCGCUUACCGAGAUACAGGCCUCAUUUGACUAAUGAGAAAAGCUACUAUCCUUCUGGCCACGAUGUUCCGGAGCCCCAGUAUGGCCCCACACUUCGGAGAACAACAAAAAACGCGCCAGUUGUAUCACUUAUGUUCUGCGGAAUUGGCGAUGCUCGGAACAUGCUGCAAACUAUACUAAAUUAUCAUGUGUCUGGCCCCAAGUCUCACGAGUCUGAUCAAAGGCUACAUCUUACUAUCUUGGAUUUCAAACCCGCUAUCAUAGCACGCGACUUGAUCUUAUUGGCCCUCUUGGACGAUAUCUCUCUGACCAUGGGGUUAACCGAUGACAAAAAGUCCAACUUGGGAAAAGAACAAUCCUGCCAGCUCGUCGAGACACUCAAUGUAGCAUCAUAUUUUUAUGCGACUCAAGUUAUGCCCGCUUAUGCUUGGGAUCGAAUUCAAGCAGUUAUCCAACGUCUUCUCGACUGCUUUGACAAUUCAGAGCAACCGAUAUCUUGGGUGUACGUUCCAGUCGCGGUCCAGGCAACGAUCCGACCUUGGCUCGAAUCUUGGAAACGAGGGCCAACUAGUUUAUAUUCAACUCAACGCUUUCGCGAGCUCAUCAAGCAACAUGAAUUUCAAACUAGGAUGAGCAUAAUGAGCAUGACCGGAGGAGACUAUGAUCCGGAACAAUCGUUUCCCCACCUCCACUUUGACCAACGUGUCUACAAAAACUUCUCAAUCGUCUUACCCCUUGACGAGCUGCUAAUGGCACGCGAUCCCAACCUGCUCCCGAUGAUCAAGGAUUAUCGAAAGAACGACAAUAGUGUGAAAGAGCGUUUGUCUGCUCAUAUUGACAGUCAAUGGAAACCCAAUCUUACGCUGGCCGAUAUCGUGUGGGAGAAUGAAAACACCAGGCCUGGAUCUCUGCCGCACCCGGACAUGAGUUUCUCGCCAUUCGAAAUCAUCAGGGACCUUAUGAUGGGCUUUCUAGGCGAAAAAGGAACUUCCCGAUCGAGUGGAAACACACUCAUGAGCAUCGCACAAUAUUAUUUCAUGGUGCUCGGCAAAGCUAUUUCUAGCCUUCGCGAUCGUAUGAUGGUAGAGGUUUGCUUCGGAGAGAUGGCCGAAAGUCUCGAACAAAUGCAAUAUCAAACCUUUGACCGCUCCACGGAGACUGAAUCCAAGGAUUACUUGACAUCUUCAAAGUGGCCGCACAAAUAUCAUAUCAUCCAUAUGAGCAAUAUCCCAAACAGACCAAGUGAUCUAACUGAAUACAACAUCAGUGACUACGUUGGUGGUCCUUUCACAUCUUUCCUGUGCGGUGCGCCGCUCCUCGAAUAUGGCCCAGGAACCGGACUCAACUCGUGCAAUCUUCGCAACCCGCCCCAAUUCGAAACCGUCUCACACUUUCUCUCGGAGUACCUUCUCAUGUACGAUCGAAACUUGAUCCGCUCCCACUUUCAGUUGAAGAUUUCCUCCGAAACUCCUGAGGAGACAGCAGGCCCGAUGCCCACGAUCCAGUACUUAAUCUGGGAACGUGUCCCACAACAGCCCAUGACUUUCGAACAGCUUAUGCCUCAGACGAAGCUUUUGCACUGGCUAUACGCCUAUUUUCUUAAAAUCUGCCUUCCUUACCCACGUACCAAGCUUGAAGGUGACGCAACAAUGAUUUUUUCCCCGCACAAUAUGACUGCAUUUCUUCGUUUGGUGAUGCGCGUGUCUGAAUUGGAAUACCCGGCUCACUGGAUUUCUAAUCUGAUCGAGUCCAUCCUGUCGGGAAAGAUUAACACAACUGCUCGCCCACCGCCGCGACAGGUUUGUACUCCGAGAGACGUCGACACGAUACACCCAACACGAUCUUUUUCCACUACACCGUGGACUCUGGAGUUCGCGACCCUGACAGGAAUGUGGCGCUCAAUAUUACGUGCCGGACUCGUUAUAGCUUCGGCUGUUCCUCGCAUCGAGGAUAUCGUAGAGUACACUGUCAAAUUUCCUGGUUUGGAGAUAUGGGAUGGUCGAGCCCCACAUUCGAUGCUCGUAUUCUACGAUCAACAAACAUUUGGAAAGCCGCCCCGAAACUUACGACCAAUUUUAAUGGACGAAGGAAGAGAAGUGGAUCCCAAGUCACGCAAGAUCCGGGAUACCGGUCUACAUUGUGUGAGCACAUUCCAUUGGAGGGUAAAUGCUCAGGAAGCUACAUUUUGGAUGUCAAAAGACGCUUUUGAAAGUAUUAAAAGUUGGAAAGUUUAUAUGUGGAGAACUGAUUCGUGGGAGAAGGAGGGCAAGGGGGUAAAGUUGGAAAAUGCCGCUGUAAAGAAAAAGUGUUGGGGAGAGUGGGGAGAUCCACCAAAGCUCAUGUAAAGAAAGAUGUAAAUUGUUAAAACUGUAUGUAGUAGUUCUUCAACCCUUACUGGGCAAUCAUCAAAUAUUCAUCGCCAUUCGACAUCCACAAUCCAGCUAUAAUGCACAAGUCAAAAUUAGGCCCCUAAGCUCGCACUGGGUUCCCACAUGAGCGGUCUCUUCACUUGAUGUACACACCAUAAUUUUUCUAUGAAAUGAGCUCUCAAUGAGAUAUUUAGC
Messenger RNA from Melampsora larici-populina 98AG31, 2886 nucleotides. RefSeq lists its product as uncharacterized. The transcript has 5 exons. Lineage: Eukaryota; Fungi; Basidiomycota; Pucciniomycetes; Pucciniales; Melampsoraceae. The coding region runs from base 1 to 2667 and encodes 888 amino acids. The record is from RefSeq and is a predicted model, not a curated record. Gene Ontology annotation, molecular function: protein binding.